This is a messenger RNA of Coregonus clupeaformis (lake whitefish), 1912 nucleotides long. Its product is annotated as 1-acyl-sn-glycerol-3-phosphate acyltransferase gamma. The transcript is spliced from 11 exons. Gene Ontology annotation, cellular component: endoplasmic reticulum; endomembrane system. NCBI's taxonomy places the organism in Eukaryota, Metazoa, Chordata, Actinopteri, Salmoniformes, Salmonidae. Gene Ontology annotation, molecular function: 1-acylglycerol-3-phosphate O-acyltransferase activity. The coding region runs from base 342 to 1475 and encodes 377 amino acids. The record is from RefSeq and is a predicted model, not a curated record.
CCCACAUGCAUGAACGCCCCGAAUUGCGGGCCGCAAUCUCACACUAUUGGAGUUUUUAAGCAACAAACAAUGGUAACCAUCCUGAGUGAAUUAGCAAACUACUGAGAAUAAUUUAUCUCGGAAUCCAAAAGCAACCAAGGUGGCAGCACUGGUCAAGUUCCUAGCAUCUGCAAAACUGUAACAAAUCCGGAGACUCAGCCCACGCAGAAAAUCAGAAACAUCACCAUGUGGCUGAAUAUAUUCGUCUGUAAUAUUGAGUGAAGGGCCGUGCAAGAGGGGCUUAUAAAGACAACCCACAUUGCUUGGUUGUCGUAGUGUGUAGAGAAGUAGCAGCAGCAGCCAUGGGUCUGGUAGCCUACCUGAAGACCCAGUUCGUUCUGCAGCUACUCCUGGGCUUUGUGUUCGUGGUGAGCGGCCUCCUCAUCAACUUCAUCCAGCUGUUGACCUGCGUCCUGUGGCCCAUUGACAAGCAGCUGUACCGCAGGAUCAACACCAGGCUCUCCUAUUCCCUCUGGAGCCAGCUGGUGAUGCUGUUAGAGUGGUGGUCAGGAACAGAAUGCACCCUCUACACAGACCAGGCCACGGUGGACAAGUUCGGCAAGGAGCACGUCAUCAUCAUCCUCAACCACAACUAUGAGAUUGACUUCCUGUGCGGCUGGACCAUCUGUGAGAGAUACCGAGUCCUAGGGAGUUCCAAAGUGCUGGCCAAACACGAGCUGCUGAAGGUGCCUCUGAUUGGCUGGACCUGGUACUUCCUGGAGAUCGUGUUCUGUAAGAGGAAGUGGGAGGAGGACAGAGAGACCGUGUUCAGAGGGCUAGAAAGACUCAAAGACUACCCUGAGUUUAUGUGGUUCCUGCUGUACUGUGAAGGCACCCGCUUCACAGAGAAGAAGCACCAGAUCAGUAUGGAGGUGGCAGAGAGUAAAGGCCUGCCCAAGCUCAAAUACCACCUGCUGCCCAGAACCAAAGGCUUCACCACCGCACUCAAAUGCCUCAAGGGCACAGUGUCUGCUGUGUAUGAUGUCACACUGAACUUCAAAGACCACCAAGUCCCCACUCUGCUGGGCAUCAUCAAUGGCAAGAAAUACAUGGCAGAUAUGAGAAUCAGGCGGUUCCCUGUAGAGGAGAUCCCAGAAGAUGAAAAGGAGUGUGCCAACUGGCUUCAUAAACUCUACCAGGAGAAGGAUGCUCUGCAGGAGCACUACCAUAAAGAGGGCACUUUCCCGGGUCCCACCAUCACCCCUCCACGUCGGUUGUGGACGCUAGUCAACUUCCUGUUCUGGGCGACCCUGCUGCUCUCGCCCCUCAUUAACUUCGCCUGCGGGGUGGUGGUCAGCGGCUCCCCCCUCCUCAUCCUUGGCUUCAGCCUCUUCCUCAUCGUAGCCUCCAUAGCCAUCCGGCGCCUGAUCGGUGUCACCGAGGUAAAGAAGACGGGCUCCAGUUACGGCGACGAGGGGGCUAAGAAACAGAACUAGACCUCUACCUCCCCCCUGACCGCGGUUCGUUGCUGUACGGUCCUCCUCCCUCUCUUCUGUUGUCCUGGAGGUGCAGUCAGCACGCCGGGGAGGGGGCCAAACCAUUACACCUAGAGAUAAAACCGAUAGAUCUGGAGGGGGCCAAACCAUUACACCUAGAGAUAAAACGGAUAGAUCUGGAGGGGGCCAAACCAUUACACCUAGAGAUAAAACAGAUAGAUCUGGAGGGGGCCAAACCAUUACACCUAGAGAUAAAACAGAUAGAUCUGGAGGGGGCCAAACCAUUACACCUAGAGAUAAAACUGAUAGAUCUGGAUGGGGCCAAACCAUUACACCUAGAGAUAAAACAGAUAGAUCUGGAGGGGGCCAAACCAUUACACCUAGAGAUAAAACUGAUAGAUCUGGAGGGGGCCAAACCAUUACACCUAGAGAUAAAA